GAUUUGUGUCUGUAAUUCUUCACCGCCUCCUUCGCAAUCACCGAUUGGUUACUUUAGGAGGGAAGACUGCUAGAAGGUUUGAUGCCCACUUUCUGCGCCCUCCCCGCACUUCGCCUUUCUCAUCUUCCCGCUUCUGCGCAACUCUGCUCGGCCUAACUACCUGUCCAAACCCCCGUGUGUGUCUGUGUAUUUUCCCCAAGAGAGCAAGCAGCAUGUCGGACUACGGCUCACCCGGGGCCGGAGCGGGCGCUGGAGGCAAAAAAGAUGCUUUCGCGGACGCCGUGCAGCGAGCCAGACAGAUUGCAGCUAAGAUCGGAGGAGAUGCCGGACCUCCAAGUAACAAUGGAGGAGCAGGAGGAGGAGAGGGCUUCCCGUUCCAAACACUGAAACGCUCUCUGGAGGAUGGAGACCAACCAGAUGCCAAGAAGAUGUCUUCCCAGGGGGACAGAGACUCAGCCACUGCUUUGUCUAUCGGAGCUCAGCUCGCUGCCCUGUCUCAGCAAAGUGUCAGACCCUCCACUAUGACAGAGGAGUACAGAGUGCCAGACGGCAUGGUCGGACUCAUCAUUGGUCGAGGGGGCGAGCAGAUCAACAAGAUCCAGCAGGACUCGGGCUGCAAGGUCCAGAUCGCUCCAGGUGAGCAACUAGACAGUGGUGGCAUGCCAGAGAGGAGCGUCUCCCUCACAGGAAACCCUGACGCCAUCGCGAAAGCCAAGAUGUUUCUGGAUGAGAUUGUAUCUCGGGGGCGCGGUGCUCCUUCCUCCUCUUUCCACGAGUCGACCAAUGGGCAGAGUGGCUCCAUGCAGGAGAUGAUGAUCCCAGCUGGCAAGGCCGGCCUAAUCAUCGGCAAGGGAGGAGAGACCAUCAAACAACUACAGGAGCGUGCUGGAGUGAAGAUGAUCCUCAUCCAAGAUGGUUCCCAGCCACCCAACAUGGACAAACCCCUGCGCAUCAUCGGAGACCCCUACAAAGUUCAGCAAGCGAAGGAGCUGGUGAAUGAGAUUCUGAGAGAGAGGGAUCACGCUGGCUUUGGAGACAGAAACAAUUUUGGCAACCAAAUGGGAGGAGGUGGUGGUGGAGGAGGAGGCAUGGAUGUGCCCGUGCCCCGCCACUCUGUGGGAGUUGUGAUUGGUCGAAGUGGAGAGAUGAUCAAGAAGAUCCAGGCAGACGCUGGAGUUAGGAUACAGUUCAAACCAGAUGAAGAUGAAGAUGAAGAUGACGGUGCAGGUCCUGAUAAGAUAGCCCACAUCAUGGGCCCUCCAGACCGCUGUGAGCAUGCUGCCUCCAUCAUCAACGAGCUGCUGCAGAGCAUCAGAGUCAGGGAGGACGGAGGACAGGGGGGUCCUCCAGGUCCACCUGGCACGGGGGGGAUGCCUCAGGGUGGCCAUGGCAGGGGGCGAGGCCAGGGCAACUGGGGCGGUCCUCCGGGAGGUGAGGUAACCUUCUCUAUCCCCGCCCACAAAUGCGGCCUGGUGAUUGGUCGGGGUGGCGAGAACGUCAAGGCCAUCAACCAGCAGACGGGGGCUUUCGUGGAGAUCUCGCGUCAGCCGCCGCCCAACGGGGACCCCAACUUCAAACUGUUCAUCAUCAGGGGGUCCCCUCAACAGAUAGAUCACGCCAAGCAGCUCAUAGAGGACAAGAUCGAGGCUCCUCUGUGUCCUCUAGGGGGAGGUCCUGGGGGACCUGGUCCAGCUGGUCCAAUGGGCCCCUACAACCCCAACCCUUACAACCCAGGGCCUGGUGGCCCCGGAGGACCCCCGCAUGGCGGCCCCCCAGGUGGUCAUGGUUAUGGGGCCCCUCAGGGCUGGGGAAACACCUUCCAGCAGUGGCAGGCCCCUGGAGGGCCACACGACCCCAACAAGGCAGCAGCAGACCCCAAUGCAGCGUGGGCAGCCUACUAUGCGCAGUACUACCAGCAGCAGCCAGGUGGCGCCAUGCCGGGCCAGGCCCCCAACGCCCCAGCAGCCGCACCAGUCCAGGCAGACCCCUCCCAGGCAGCCCAGACCCCUGGAGGUCAGCCAGACUACACCAAGGCCUGGGAGGAGUAUUACAAGAAGAUGGGCAUGGCCCAGCCCGGUGGAGGUGCUGCAGCAGCGCCGGCUGCAGCCGUGGCCGGGGGAGGAGCCGGCGGACAGCAGGACUACAGUGCAGCCUGGGCUGAGUACUACAGGCAGCAGGCGGCCUUCUACGGCCCUGGAGGGGCUCCGGGACAGGCUGCCACCCCACAGCAAGGACAACAGGCCCAGUGAACCAAAUCCAGCCAGUCUCCAGCCUGUCAGACGUGGACCGGGAGGACUGUCUCUACACUGCAGCCACAUCCCAUCCAGCUCUCUGGACUUUUUAAAUGUUUUCUUCUGGGUUUAAGUCAUUCAAAAAAUGUCUGGUUUUGAUGGAAGCAAAACCUUAAUUCCCUCCCUCAAAUACACUCCCAGUACCCCUUCUUCUCUUCCCCUAAAAAUUACCCUUUUCUUUUUUACAAAAACCGAAAAAUAACAAAUUCUACCUUUUUUUUUUUUUUUUUUUGCUGAUGAGAUGAUUGAACAACUUGGUAGGGUUGUUUUUCCUUUAUGUUCCCCUGUCCUCACCCUUCACCCCAACCCCUACUAUCUGCCUGUCCUCACCCUUCACCCCAACCCCUACUAUCUGCCUGUCCUCACCCUGCAUCCCAACUAGUGUCUGCCUGUCCUCACCCUGUACCCCAACUAGUGUCUGAGGAGGGGAAGAGAAGAAGAGGGGAAGAUGGUAAAGAGCUCCUACUCAUUGGCCUCGCUAAUACCCAUCUGUAAAAUACAUGGACUCGCACUUCUGUCAUUUGUUUGUUUUUCCUGAGGAAUAAACGUCUAGCAGUACUUUGGAGUAUAACUAUUACUAAUAUUCAGCAUCAGUUUGUAAAAACGAGUUGUUUUUUUGCAAGCAAAAGGAUAUUUUUUUGCUUUUUAGGCUUUUAUUUUCAUUUUUAAUUAACGUCUAGUUCAGUUAAAACAUUCCCUGUGUUGAUGAAGUAGCAGCAUUUUUCCCCUCCCCCCACCCACUUAUAAUUUUACUUAGUUCAUAUUUUUCAGUAACUAAAGGGUGGGCCUGGGUUUGUGUGUGUCUGUGCGACUGACUGUGUGUACAAGCCCCUGUUUCUAUGGAUGCUUGCUACAGUGUGUGCCUGCUUGUUAUGUUGGUUGUUUUGGCACAGUUUGUGUCCCCGAGGCCCCCGUCCCCUUGCUGACUUCAGAUCAGGUUGCUGCAUCAUCAGAUGGGAUGCCUUUUAUUUUUCCUCGUGUUCCAAGAAGUCGUGUUAUGUUUGUAUGCCGUUUUUUUUUUUUUUUUUACUUUUUACUGCUUGUUUUUAAACUUCACAAUAAUAAAUAAGUAUUGAGAUA
Molecule: messenger RNA, 3371 nt
Organism: Oncorhynchus kisutch (coho salmon)
Lineage: Eukaryota; Metazoa; Chordata; Actinopteri; Salmoniformes; Salmonidae
Product: far upstream element-binding protein 2
Exons: 21
Coding region: 213-2249 (678 amino acids)
Biological process (GO): regulation of DNA-templated transcription
Molecular function (GO): RNA binding
Source: RefSeq, a predicted model, not a curated record